Molecule: messenger RNA, 3136 nt
Organism: Marmota flaviventris (yellow-bellied marmot)
Lineage: Eukaryota; Metazoa; Chordata; Mammalia; Rodentia; Sciuridae
Gene: Gdpd5
Product: glycerophosphodiester phosphodiesterase domain containing 5
Biological process (GO): lipid metabolic process; positive regulation of neuron differentiation
Cellular component (GO): plasma membrane
Molecular function (GO): glycerophosphodiester phosphodiesterase activity
Source: RefSeq, a predicted model, not a curated record
GCCCAGGGGUUAGCGCAAGGUGGCCCCAGCCUCCGACUGCAGUGCAAAGGAGUCCGGACGUCCCCACCCUCCGGCUCCGGAGAACCAAACCUUCAGCUGCUUCUGAUCGGCUGCCUCAGACUUGGAACCGUACGAGCUCUCGGGAAGACUGGCCAGGGUGCAGCGCCCCGCGAGGGGUCCCAGGUCGGCAGGACAGUCGGACUGAACCACUGGGCUCGUUCUGCGAGUCGAAGCUGCCGCCUUCCUUCCGCUCCAAGCGCUUGCCCCGAGAGGAACACAGACCCCCCUCUGCCGUGGCUGCCGGCGAGAGCCUAGGCUGCAGGUGUUCCAGUGAAGUGACAUCUCCACCUCCGUGGACAGGACACCCUCAGGAGUUCAGCUAGCAGUCACUGGACCUCCGGAGCCUCCAUGGGUGCUUGAGGGCUGGGCGCCAGGGCGGCGGGCACGAGCAUGGUGAGACACCAGCCGCUGCAGUACUACGAGCCCCAGCUGUGCCUCUCCUGCCUCACCGGCAUCUACGGCUGCCGCUGGAAGCGCUACCAGCGCUCUCAUGAUGACACCACACCGUGGGAGCGCCUCUGGUUCCUGCUCCUCACCUUCACCUUUGGCCUCACGCUCACCUGGCUGUAUUUCUGGUGGGAAGUCCACAAUGACUACGACGAGUUCAACUGGUACCUCUACAACCGCAUGGGCUACUGGAGUGACUGGUCUGUGCCCAUCCUCGUGACCACAGCUGCUGCCUUCACAUACAUCGCAGGCCUCCUGGUGCUGGCGCUAUGUCACAUUGCCGUGGGGCAGCAGAUGAACCUGCACUGGAUGCACAAGAUUGGGCUGGUAGUCAUCCUGGCCUCCACUGUGGUAGCCAUGUCAGCCGUGGCCCAGCUGUGGGAGGACGAAUGGGAAGUGCUGCUGAUCUCCCUGCAGGGCACAGCACCAUUUCUGCACAUGGGGGCCCUGGCUGCCAUCACUGCACUCUCCUGGAUCGUGGCUGGACAGUUCUCCCGCGCAGAGCGGUCCUCUUCCCAGGUGACCAUUCUCUGUACCUUCUUCGCUGUGGUCUUUGCCCUCUACCUGGCCCCUCUUACCAUCUCCUCUCCCUGCAUCAUGGAGAAAAAGGACCUGGGCCCCAAGCCUGCCCUCAUCGGCCACCGCGGGGCCCCAAUGCUGGCCCCAGAGCACACACUGAUGUCCUUCCGGAAGGCACUAGAGCAGAAGCUGUAUGGGCUCCAGGCUGACGUCACUGUCAGCCUGGACGGUGUGCCCUUUCUCAUGCACGACACCACGCUGCGGCGCACCACCAACGUGGAGCAGGCAUUCCCGGAGCUCGCCCACAGGCCCGCCUCCAUGCUCAACUGGACCGUCCUGCAGAGGCUCAACGCCGGGCAGUGGUUCCUGAAGACUGACCCCUUCUGGACGGCCAGCUCCCUGUCACCCUCCGACCUCAGGGAGGCCCAGAACCAGUCCAUCUGCAGCCUGGAAGAGCUGCUGGAGCUGGCCAAGGGCAACGCCACGCUGCUCCUCAACCUCCGCGACCCGCCCCGGGAGCACCCCUACCGCAGCAGCUUCCUCAAUGUCACGCUGGAGGCCCUGCUGCGGUCUGGCUUCCCACAGCACCAGGUCAUGUGGCUGCCAAACAGGCAAAGGCCCCUCGUGCAGAAGGUGGCUCCCGGCUUCCAGCAAACUUCAGGCUCCAAGGAGGCUGUCGCCAGUCUGCGGAGGGGCCACAUACAGCGGCUGAACCUGCGCUACACUCAGGUGUCCCGCCAGGAGCUCAGGGACUACGCGUCCUGGAACCUGAGUGUGAACCUCUACACUGUCAAUGCGCCGUGGCUCUUCUCCCUGCUGUGGUGCGCUGGGGUCCCGUCUGUCACCUCUGACAACUCCCACACCCUGUCCCAGGUGCCUUCCCCACUCUGGAUCAUGCCCCCGGACGAGUACUGUCUCAUGUGGGUCACCGCCGACCUGAUCUCCUUCACCCUCAUCGUUGGCAUCUUCGUGCUUCAGAAGUGGCGCCUGGGUGGCAUCCGGAGCUACAACCCUGAGCAGAUCAUGCUGAGCGCUGCAGUGCGCCGGACCAGCCGGGAUGUCAGCAUCAUGAAGGAGAAGCUCAUCUUCUCAGAGAUCAGCGAUGGCGUGGAGGUCUCCGAUGAGCUCUCCGUAUGUUCAGACAGUAGCUACGACACAUAUGCCAACAGCACUGCCACGCCUGCGGGCUCCCGAGGGGGCAGCAGCCACACCAAGACCCUUACAGACCGGGGUGGGCGUUAGCAGAAGACCUGUCUGUCUGGGCCUGUACCUGACAUAGAAACCAGGAGAGCCCAGGAGAGCUGGCGUGUUGGACCGAGAGCUCCGGGAGCUGGCUCCGCAGCCUCUACUUGGGGCCUGGCCCCUUGUCACCAUGACCUCUCUUGGAGGGUGUUUCCUCUCCCCUGAGGCCCAGCGGGGCCAGGAUUCCAGCCUUUCAGAUGCCCCUGCAGGCCUGGGGCUCCUUCUUCUGGGAAGUGUGGGGUCUGGGGCCUGGUCCUGCUCUCACAGGCCUCUCUCACAUCCCAGCCAGAAAGCUUUGAUGGGUCACUGGAUGGUGCCAUCUUCCGUGGCAACGAGGAUGUAAUUGCCCACCUGUGUCUGUCUACCUGUCCACACCAUGGGCAACUGACUUCUCCAUUUUUAUCCUGCCUUGAAGACCUGGGCUAGGCUUUUACCCCUGGCCCCUGGCAGCUCUGCUCUCCAUGUCAGUCUCAAAGCACAAGGAAGUUCUGCCCAGGGAGAAAGCCGGUGGCUGUGAUCCAGAUACAUCCUCCUUCCCAACCAGCCUCCCACCAGCACCACCAGCCCCUGCCCCACCAGAGGGCUUGAACCAUGUCCCCUAGGAGGAGCUGGAGAUAGCCAGAAGUACAGGCUUAGGGCUGGUCUAUGUCACACCCAAGUGUCCAACAGGCCUCUGGGGAAGAAGUGGCCCUGAGGCCCAGGAGAUCUACAGACUGAUACAAUCUCAUGUUCCCCCACUGUGGCCCCAGGGCAAAGACCCCUUAGGAAAAGUGUUCUGAGCAUGAUGAAAUAUGGACAUGUGGCCAGUAGGCCUGCAGUGGAGGGAGCCUGAGGGCCUCGUCCAGGAUGAUUAAAGCUGCCAUCUUGA